CUAACCUAAACUUUUAACCGGGUUUUUGUUUUCAUUUUAUGAACACGUUAAUAAAAAUGUCGCCUAAAAAGCCGCUAAUAUUUAACGUUUUAGCAGAGUGUAAAACAACAAAAGCUCGCGUGGGUAAAAUGGAGUUGCCGCACAGAGCUGUAGAUACGCCGGUUUUCAUGCCUGUUGGAACUCAAGGAACGCUCAAAGGUAUGCUUCCAGAGCAGUUAGAGAACAUGGGAAUUCAAAUAAUGUUGGCAAACACAUACCACUUAGGAACUAAGCCAGGAAUAGACAUACUGAAAAAAGCAGGUGGUUUACACAAGUUCAUGAACUGGAAUGGGGCCCUGCUGACUGAUUCAGGUGGUUUCCAAAUGGUGUCACUGUUGAAACUGGCUGAAAUUACAGAGCAAGGUGUAAAAUUCCAGUCUUUAAAUGAAGAAAAGUCAGAAGUAAUGUUAACACCUGAACAUUCCAUUGAAAUACAAAACGCCAUAGGUGCUGACAUAAUUAUGCAACUGGAUGAUGUGGUCAAAACUACUGUACCAGAUAAAGCAAGAAUAGAGGAAUCAGUGCAUAGGACAACAAGGUGGUUGGACAGAUGCCUGAAAGCUCAUCAAAGACCUGAUGAGCAAAACAUAUUUCCCAUUGUGCAGGGCACUUUAUUUGCAGACUUGAGGACUAAAAGUGCCCAUGAUCUCAUACAAAGAGAAGUCAAUGGUUAUGCAAUUGGUGGCUUGAGUGGAGGUGAAAGUAAAGAUGACUUCUGGAAAAUGGUGCAUUUAUCCACAGACAUUCUACCAAAGGAUAAACCCAGAUACCUUAUGGGAGUGGGUUUUGCUGUUGACCUUGUUGUAUGCUGUGCCUUGGGUGUUGAUAUGUUUGAUUGUGUAUUUCCCACAAGGACAGCAAGAUUUGGUUGUGCCUUAACAAUGACUGGUCAGUUAAACUUGAAAAAAGCCAUUUAUAAAUUAGACUUUGAACCUAUUGACAAAGAUUGCAGUUGUGUAACUUGUAAGACCUAUACAAGAGCAUAUUUGCAUGGAAUUGUAACACAGAAUCUUCCUGUGAUGAGCAGCAUUUUAACUGAGCAUAAUGUUGCUUUUCAACUGAGACUUAUGAAGAAUAUAAGGGACAAUAUUCAAAAUGGCACAUUUCCUGAGUUUGUGGCGAAUUUCAUGCUUGAUUUGCAUCCAGAUAAGAAUUAUCCAACUUGGAUAAAAGAUUCUUUAAAAGCAGUCAAUAUUGAUUUAAUAUAUUGACUUAAUUCUAAUAACUGUAUUUACAAAAACCAAAGAAAUGUGGAUACACAUUUUCGUAUUGAAUAAUUUUUACUUUUUUAAUUUAUUAAUAAACUUAUUUUA
Molecule: messenger RNA, 1352 nt
Organism: Aethina tumida (small hive beetle)
Lineage: Eukaryota; Metazoa; Arthropoda; Insecta; Coleoptera; Nitidulidae
Product: queuine tRNA-ribosyltransferase catalytic subunit
Exons: 6
Coding region: 39-1250 (403 amino acids)
Cellular component (GO): cytosol
Molecular function (GO): tRNA-guanosine(34) queuine transglycosylase activity
Source: RefSeq, a predicted model, not a curated record